CAAUCGAUAUCCUUAUUCCCGUCCUGUCAAAUGGAUGACAAUGGCAGCGACGACGGUUGAUACGAUGUUGCAGAGCAAUGGCUUUCAGGCAAAAAAGAAAGAGGACAUCGAGAAUAAGGACAACUUGUGGUCGUCUAUUCUGGCGGAGGUCCAAAACAGCGGCAACAACAAGCUACCAUCCAACAAAAACGUCCUCGUUCUAGGUGACAAUGAGAGUGGAAAAACUACACUUAUAGCUAAACUACAAGGUGUAGAAGAUCCAAAGAAAGGUUCUGGAUUAGAAUUUGCAUAUAUCGAUGUGAGGGAUGAUUAUCGAGACGAUCACACAAGGCUGUCUGUCUGGGUUCUGGAUGGAGACCCGGGUCACGCAAAUCUUUUAAGAUUUGCUCUGAAUAAAGAAAGGUUUCCACAUACACUUGUUAUGUUAGUUGCUGCUAUGACUACACCAUGGGCCAUUCUUGAUCAGCUUCAAUCAUGGGCGGCAUUAUUAGGCGAUCAUAUUGAUAAAUUACCAUUAGAUAAUGAUACUAGGCAACGCUACAGGCAGCUUAAUAUUAAGAAAUGGCAAGACUAUACAGAACCAGGAGACGAAUUAGAUCCUGGGAGUCCUCUGCGACGUACUAGUCGUAAUUUGGAUGAUGACACUGCUGACAGCUUACCUUUGCCAGAGGGAGUACUUACAACCAAUUUGGGCCUGGACGUCGUUGUGGUCAUAACGAAAACCGAUUAUAUGUCCACUCUUGAAAAAGAACAGGAUUAUAAAGAUGAACACUUCGACUUUAUGCAGCAGUGGAUCAGGCGGUUUUGUUUGCAAUACGGUGCAGGCCUUUUCUAUACAUCAGCAAAAGAGGACAAAAACUGUGAUCUGCUGUAUAAAUAUCUUACACAUAGGAUAUAUUCUUUACCGUUUAGGACACCGGCAUUGGUUGUGGAGAAGGACGCAGUACUUAUACCUGCUGGUUGGGAUAACAUGAAAAAGAUUAGUAUUCUACACGAGAACUUGCAAUCUAUGAAGGCGAAUGAUUAUUAUCGCGAUGUUAUUGCACAGCCAGCAAUAAAUCGGAAAUGUGUCGCCAGAGAAAUGGAAGUUCAAGCGGAAGAAGAGCAAGCUUUUCUUGCGCGGCAGCAAGCUGCUCUAUCAGGCUUGAAAGAUCCCACUCGUUCUCCAACGACUCGGAAUCAGGCAAGCCCUGGACCAAUUAUACAGGUGGCGUCGCCUAACAAGAAGUUGGAUCCCAAAGGUACCGGCGCGACGCCGUCUGGAGAAGGUGUUUUAGCUAAUUUCUUCAAUUCUCUCCUUUAUAAGAAGACUGGAGUGCAACCUGGUUCACCAGGAACGCCAGGCAACGUAGGAACGAGUCCCCUGAAACUUGAGGCUUCACCUGUGGAUAAGGCGACGAUGUGCAAUGACGCAGCGGCGGAAUUAGAUCGUCUCACGCGGACCAAGAAAAUUUCCCCACCCAAUUUAAACUCGUCAUCUGAAUGUUAAAGUUAACGUGCUUUUUCUUCGCAAUCUAUUGUUGAUGGAAUGAUAGCUUUGUGCUGCCAUCGGAUAGAAUUAAAACGAGAAUUGAAAAUUGGGAUUCCUGUAUUCUAUUCGUUGCAACGAAAUAGAUCGCGCAUGUACUGCGCAACACGGAAAUACAUUGAACGAGCAUAAUGGUAAGAUAGAUCGUGAAGAAGUAAAAUUUAGCUCUACUCAUUAGUAAUUUAUCCUGAUCAAAUCAGAAAAAGGGGAGAUUUAAAAAACAGAAAAGGGGAAAAAAUAAAAUAUAUAAUUUAUCACACAACUCGAGUGUUGUUUCACUAAAUAUCAGACAGAGAAUAACUAGAAAGUUAUUAAAUUAAUGUAAUUAAAAUAUUUAAUAUAAUAUUAUAUCGAGAGAUGUAGGCUUUACGCACAGCUACCCCAGCGCCUGGUCAUAGUAAAUUAUUUAGCAAUUGCCCUUCGUAUAUGUACGUGAAAACGGAAGCAUAUUUCUAUGUUCAUACACGAUGCACAUCUUUUUUUGUCUCUUCUUUGUAAGCGAAUACUUUUAUUACGUGUUUCGUACUAGAUCAUUUUCCUUCACGAGAUAGUCUCCAUGACGACUCGUCACUGCAUUCGGUCUAAUUUUUACGACGUAAGUGCCGUUAGCGUUGCGAAUGCGUGAGAUAGUCUUUUAUACGAAUUGUUCAUAAAAUACGCGAGACCUUUUAACAGAAGACGCAGUGCAGUCUUCACAUUUAGGAAUAGUUAAUGGAACGAGACUGGAAUGGAUGUUCAUAUCGCGCGUGUAAAUUCGAGAUAUUUUCUUUGUAGAUUUCGAACUGUAUCAUCUUAUUCAACUCGCGCAAACAAAUGAACAGAAAUCUGUACAUUCAAUUAUCAAUAUACAUAUAUAUAAAUGUGGCUAUAUGUACAUGAAAUUUAAAUUCUCGAAGAAAAUAAAUAAUUUUUCGUA
Messenger RNA from Nylanderia fulva, 2444 nucleotides. It is a transcript of the gene Dlic, whose product is annotated as dynein light intermediate chain. Gene Ontology annotation, molecular function: dynein heavy chain binding. Lineage: Eukaryota; Metazoa; Arthropoda; Insecta; Hymenoptera; Formicidae. The record is from RefSeq and is a predicted model, not a curated record. Gene Ontology annotation, biological process: microtubule-based movement; microtubule cytoskeleton organization. Gene Ontology annotation, cellular component: cytoplasmic dynein complex; centrosome.